AUGUCUGGAGGUGUUGAAUUGGAUCUUGUUUGUGGAGAAAGUGAUGCAGAUGAAUUUUCAUCAUCAUCAAAAUCCAAACAAACUCGAAAUGUAUUCAUUGAAGAAGACCAAGUAUUUGCAAAUAAUGAUGAUGACGGUGGUGGUGGUGGUGAUGAUGAUGAUGAUAUAGCAAUAAUAGAACCAACAAAUUCUAAAACACUAGAUGAAAAUCUUAUAACUCAAACAUCAAUUGAAAAUGAUUAUUCAAAUACCAUUGAAACUAUUUCCAUUUAUAAUACGACAGACAAUACUAAUCAUAAUGGUAAACGUCGAAAAACUGAAAAAAUAGAUAUUAAUGAAGAACUCAUUCAAGAUGAAUCAGCUUCUAUUCAAAUGGAACUUUCAAGUGAUAGAAUAAAACAAGGAAAUGAUUCUAAUGGAAAUGAACAACGUAAACCAACAAAUAUACCAACAUUAAUGAUAACAGUGAAAAAUGAAAUGGCUCAAUCAAUUCGUGAACAAGCAAUUCCAACAACUGAUUCUACAGAAACUGCUACACUUCGACAUAUUUUCAGUGAUGCUGCUUAUUUUUUAAUUAAAAGUGUUAAUGAAGAAAAUAUUGUAUUGGCUAAAGCUAAAGGUGUAUGGUCAACGCCACCAGCAAAUGAACAUAAAUUAAAUCGAGCUUUUCGAGAUCAUCGAAAUGUAAUUUUAAUUUUUUCUGUAGCCGAAAGUAAAGCAUUUCAAGGUUUUGCUCGUAUGUCAUGUGAAGCUCGUCAUGAUAAUCAACCUGUUAAUUGGAUAUUACCACCUGGCAUGAGUAAUCGUGUUUUUUCAGGUGUUAUUUACAUUGAUUGGAUAACUUGUCGAAGUUUACCAUUUAGUAAAACAUCACAUUUGUUCAAUUCAUGGAAUGAGAAUAAACCGGUUAAAAUAGGACGUGAUGGUCAGGAAAUUGAGCCACGUUGUGCUGAAGCAUUAUGUCGUUUAUUUCCAUCCGAUCCAACCAUUGAUAUUAUGUCAAUAGCAACGAAAGCUAAAAAUAAUAAAAAACGAUAUUCAUCUCGAUCGCAAUCACGUUCACCAUUAUCGAUAAAUGUUUCUUCAUCAUUACCAAUGGAAACUUCAUCAUCAUCAUCGAUAAUAAUUAAACGUCAAACAUCAAAAGAUCAUAAUCGUCAUCUAUUACCAAAUAAUAAUAAUAAUAAUAAUAAUAAUAAACAACGACCAACAUCAUCAGAUUUUUCAUAUCGUCACUCAUCAAAUCAUCAUCAUCCUCGAUUACCUUCAAAUCAUAUGCCUCAUAGACAUCAACAAUCAAAAAGUCGAGAACGUGAAACUAAAGAUUUAUCGCGAAAACGACGACGACGAUCAAGAUCAUCACACUCCGAUCAUGGUGGUAAAAGUAGUUCAAGUCGAAAACAUUCACAUCAUAAUAAUGGCGAUCAAACAUCAUACAAUAGCAAUAAUAAAACGAUGAACAAGAUUAUCAGUAGUGGAACAUAUGAAGACUAUAUGAAUCAUUUAGUUGCAACUCAUGCACAAUAUGCAGGAUUUGGUGCAGCUAUGUUUCCACCUGGAGGCUAUCCUAUGGCUUAUGAUCCAACUGCUUUUUAUCCAAUGGCAUAUGAUCAUCGUGGUAUGCCAGUAUCGAUGCAUACUGGAGGUUAUGAAGUACCAGCGGAUAUGUAUUAUCCUCAAGCGCCAUCUUCGGUACCAUCUCGCUCUCGAAAUUUAACUGAUUAUGAACAAGAAAUAAAUGCAUUUCUUCGUCAUACAACAGCAUCAUCUGCUUAUCCAAAUAAUGAUAAGAAUUUAAAACCUCAUCGAAGCCAUCGUCAUCAUCGAGAUGAAGAUAACUAUCAUCAUAAACCUUCAUCCCGACAUCGUUCAAAAUCACGUGAACAUCGUCAUUAA
Molecule: messenger RNA, 1896 nt
Organism: Rotaria sp. Silwood1
Lineage: Eukaryota; Metazoa; Rotifera; Eurotatoria; Philodinida; Philodinidae
Source: the annotation of a GenBank genome assembly